CGGUUUGCAAAGGAAAGCAAGAAGCGAGAAGCAACUGCACACUGGGCACCUCCCUCCGGCUUUGCACACACUUUUUGCACGGCGUUUUUCCACGCUCCCCGCCCCCAGGCCGAUUUGCAAAGGGAAGCAGGGAGCGAGAAGCGCCUCUGCCUGUCCCGUUUGCACGCUUGGCGUCUCCCUCCGGCUUGCGAGGGGAAGCGGGAGGCCGUGGCACACGCUGUUUGCACGCCCCUUUUGUUCUUUCCACGCUUGCCUCCUCCUCCCUCCCCCUCCAGCCCGGUUUGCCAAGGGAAGCAGGAAGAGAGCGGCGAGUGUGCACACGCUUUUGCACCCUUCCUGCCUCCCAAGCCCUGGUUCGCAGGGGCCGUUUUUGCACGGCCGGCGUCUCCCUCCCCCCUUUUUAGAGGGCUUUGCCAGGGGAAGCGAGGGGCGGCAAGCGGGCGCCCGCCUUCUUCCUCCUCCUCCUCCCAGCCCCGCGGGGCCGCGCGCAGCAUCCGGCCGGUCGCCUGGCAGCCGAGCCGGCGUCUCCUGGGCGGGGUGGUGGGAGGGAGGGACGCCCGCGGGCGCAGCCUUGCAGAGCUUUGGGGGGAGGGCUUCCUUUUCCCAGCCCGCCCUCCCUCCUUGCCCGGGACCCUCGCCGCCUGCCUGCCUGCCUGCCUCCCUCUGGCAAGCCGGGCUGCGGGGCCGCAUGGCCAAGCCGGGGGGUCCCGAGGGGGAGCCCCCCAACGCGGCUCUGGACCAGGACAAGUACGACGCGGAGGAGAACGUGAAGAUCAUCUGCCUGGGCGACAGCGCCGUGGGCAAGUCCAAGCUGAUGGAACGCUUCCUCAUGGAGGGAUUCAAACCCCAGCAGCUCUCGACCUUCGCCCUGACCCUCUACAAGUACACAGCCACCGUGGACGGCAAGACAGUCCUUGUAGACUUCUGGGACACUGCCGGCCAGGAGCGUUUCCAGAGCAUGCACGCGUCCUACUACCACAAGGCCCAUGCUUGCAUCAUGGUGUUUGACGUCCAGCGGAAGGUCACCUACAAGAACCUGACCAACUGGUAUAAGGAGCUGCGUGAAUUCCGGCCUCAGAUCCCUUGUAUCGUAGUGGCCAAUAAGAUCGAUGGUGGGUCUCCUCCCCUUUUUCCCCACUGGGGGGAGGAGAUUCAGCCCCUUCUUGGACACGAGGGAAAACCUUCUGCCCUUCAGGCUUUAAGACCACACCACCUCCGUUGCCCCAAGGCUGCUUAG
Notechis scutatus (mainland tiger snake) is the source of this 1237-nucleotide messenger RNA. NCBI's taxonomy places the organism in Eukaryota, Metazoa, Chordata, Lepidosauria, Squamata, Elapidae. The record is from RefSeq and is a predicted model, not a curated record.